Molecule: messenger RNA, 1230 nt
Organism: Cylindrotheca closterium
Lineage: Eukaryota; Bacillariophyta; Bacillariophyceae; Bacillariales; Bacillariaceae
Source: the annotation of a GenBank genome assembly
AUGGUCCUCUCACCAGGUUUGAUUGAUGUCCAUACCCACAUCUCCGCUCUGGGACGCAAUUGGGAAGGAUACGAAACUGCCACCAUGGCAGCGGCAGCUGGAGGAAUAACGACACUGAUGGGAAUGCCUUUAAAUUCACUACCGAGUACCACAACACUGGAUGCUGUGGAGAUGGAGCGAGAUGCAGCAGCGUCAGGGCCAUUGUAUGUUGACGUUGGUCUAUGGGGAGGAGUGGUUCCAGAGAAUUGUCACAAUAUUAAGGAACUCCUGGAAUCCCCCUACAUAUUUGGGCUCAAGGCAUUCUUGGCACCUCUUCCACCGGCAGCAGGAUACCAGGCUGUCUCACCUGAGCAAUUGAAGGAAGCAGCCAAGGUUUGUGGACCAAUUGGCAAACCCAUUCUAGUGCAUUCUGAAUUGAUGACCGAAGACGAAAGUGUUGGGGCAGUAAAGAAAGCAUUUGCCAAACAAUCACCAACAUCCUACGAGGCGCAUUUGGCGUCCCGACCCGCCAAGUGGGAGCAGGAUGCAGUGCGUGUCGUAUGCGAUGCUUCCAAGGAUUGCCAUAUGCAUAUUGUCCAUCUGAGCGAUGCAAGAGGGUGCCUACCCAUCAUUCAAGCAUGCAAAGAGUCGCCACAGAAUACUCUAACAGUUGAAACAUGUCCUCAUUACUUGCUGCUUGACGAAUCAUUGAUUCAAAACGGCGAAGUGCUUGUCAAAUGCUUCCCUCCAAUCCGGGAUAAAGAGAAUCGUGAACUCCUUUGGCAAGGUCUAUUAGAAGGAAUCAUAGACAUGGUGGCAUCGGAUCAUAGUCCCUGUGAACCUCACAUGAGGAACAUGGAAUCAGGUGAUAUCGAAACCGCAUGGGGUGGCCUAUCUGGCUUGCAGUAUCAGUUGCAGGCCACUUGGACAGACGCCAAACGAAGGAAUUUCACACCAGACGAAAUGGCGGCAUGGUGGAGUGAACGGCCAGCUAUUCUUGCGGGUCUCGGACGCAAGAAAGGACAAAUAAAGCCGGGCCAACAAGCAGACUUUUGCUGGUGGGACCCGAAUCACAGGGAAGCUCCGAACGCCUACAGCAAAGAAUAUCACAGAUGGAAGGGCACGACAUAUUUUGCAAAAAAUGACUCCAUGUGUGGGCGAGUGCUGGGAACUUGGGUAAGAGGGCAGCUAGUCUACGAUGGAGAAAAGGACGAGCAUGUGGAGCCAGCUGGUGUAAUGAUGACCUGUUAA